AUGACCUCCGUGGAAAGGAUUCUUCAGUACAUGAACCUUCCUAAGAAAGAACCUAUUACCUCGGACAAUCCACCGUCACCUACAUGGCCAUCCCAAGGACAAUUGAUUUUAAAGGAUGUGAACAUGAAAUAUCAUAUCGAUGAUUCACCAGUUUUGAAGAAUCUGAAUGCAUCCAUCGAGCCUGGCUGGAAAAUUGGGAUGGUUGGACGAAUUGACGCCGGCAAGUCCUCCUUGAUCUCG
Molecule: messenger RNA, 240 nt
Organism: Acromyrmex echinatior (Panamanian leafcutter ant)
Lineage: Eukaryota; Metazoa; Arthropoda; Insecta; Hymenoptera; Formicidae
Product: putative ABC transporter C family member 15
Source: RefSeq, a predicted model, not a curated record